AUGUCCGAAAGCUCUUUGGAAAGGAGGCAAUGGGAGGCAAGAGAACGAAACUUCCUCACAGAUUACGUGGAAAAGAUCAAGCGCCACGUAGAUGAAGACAAAUUCCUUGCGGCUCAGCAAGGCGACAAUACCAAAAACCUAUUUCGUCAUAAAUCAGCAGCUGCACGAUCACUUGAGAAAAUUUGCCGCCUGCUGUUCGAAACAAGAUACUCAACGUUAGCUAACCAAUUUGACGACGGAACGUUGACAUGGGAUCGAGUAAAGGACCUCAUCGAACGGUUAGAGAACAUCGACCUCAUUCUCAAACAACUCUUCCACCGCAGCAUCAACCUCCUUGACUUUGUCAAUACGUUGAUUGUAAAAGAGGAAGAGGAUCAUGCUAAGGAGACUGACCUCGACAAGAUCAAAGAAUUCGACGCGCUUGCAUUUGAGGUGGUCAAAAAGCUCUUCUUGGAAUGGAAAGGAGUCGAUGAUAUGCCCUUCGUUCACCAACUAGCUAAGAAAGUUGACGUUGAGGUCCCUUCCUUCCGUCGCCCAGAUUUGUGGGGCGGCAACUUGCGGGUGUAUCGCGAGAUGCGCGAUCUUGCGUACGCUAACGCAAAAGCGGUCACAGAUAAAUGGAAAAAGUGGGAGAAGGAGCUCGAGGAGGAAGAGGCAAAGAAGAAAUAG
Colletotrichum acutatum is the source of this 669-nucleotide messenger RNA. RefSeq lists its product as uncharacterized. The record is from RefSeq and is a predicted model, not a curated record. The coding region runs from base 1 to 669 and encodes 222 amino acids. The transcript has a single exon. NCBI's taxonomy places the organism in Eukaryota, Fungi, Ascomycota, Sordariomycetes, Glomerellales, Glomerellaceae.